UUGCUCGUAAGAUAAAUUUGGUUUGUUUACAAUUUAGAUGAUUAGAUUAAUUAUAUUACUCUUUGCUGAGCACAUUAAACCGAGCCCAUUUUACCUUUGAUUUUUAUUUAUCUAGUAGUUUUUCCCAUUCUAACUAAAGAAGCCGAAUUCGAAAGGUCACUUUUAUGAUUGUCUUGAAUUUUUGAUUAAAAUCUGGUGUUUAUCAAAAGAGUUUAAUCGUUUUUUGAAUUGUUUUGGAUUGUACAAUAACCUUCUACCUUUGUGCCACUUGGUUGUAUCCUGAACAUGCAAUUUACCUUAAUUUCCUACUGAUCUCAAGAUCCCAAAAGAUGGCCAGCACUGUCAACCACGGUAAAGGAUCGUACCUUGUGCAAUAACUUGUUCACCUUUUGUUAAUCAUGUUUCAUGAUCCUUGGUUUAGUUUACCUUUAUACUAUUUACUCCUGGUCAAUCAACUAAUCAGUUCGUUUAAUUUGGACACUCGUCUACCAAACAUUAAAAUUGGACCAAAAGGAUCAUAUUUUGGCUAUUCGGUGGCCGAGCAUUUAAUUGAUUUCGAUUCACCUGUAUUUUUAGUUGGUGCCCCUCGAGGUCAAUCCGCUCAACCCGGUACCAAUCGAUCUGGUAACCUUUAUCAAUGUAAAAUAACAAAUAAUUUAAACGAUUGUACAGUAAUUGCUGUUGAUUAUGAUCCUAAAAAUCUACUUCCACCAAGAGAACAAGAGUUUAAAAAUGAUCAAUGGUUAGGUGUUACUGUCAAAAGUGCUGGACCAGGAGGUGAAGUAGUGACCUGUGCCCAUCGAUACGCUGAACAAGGUAAAGACUACCACUGGGGUCGAGGUAUCUGCUAUUCAUUAACACAAUACCUCGAUCUUCAUCGAGCAUGGGAACCUUGUUACAAUCGACCCGUUAAAAAAGGCCACGAAGAGUAUGGAUUCUGUCAAGCUGGAACUAGUGUUGAUAUUUCAUCGUCAAAUGAUCUGGUCAUUGGUGCUCCUGGACCUUAUACAUGGAGAGGAACCAUUUUCACCAAUUCAUUAAAAUUCGACCUUCGUGAUGACAAAACAUGGUAUUCCGGGCAACUUCAAGAGCCAGAAACUCCAGUUGAUAAAUACAGUUAUUUAGGAAUGUCUGUGAUAUCUGGAAAAUUUUUCGGAAAUAAAAUGAGCUUUGUUGGUGGAGCUCCAAGAUCAAAUGGAACUGGUCAAGUUAUUUUCUUCUCCAAGAUCAAAAGCUCGUACUUCACAGUUGACUUCAUACUCAGUGGUGAAAAAUUUGCUUCAUCCUUUGGUUAUACCCUUCUUUCAAUGGAUCUGCAAAAUGACAAUAAACCAGAUUUAAUUGUUGGAGCACCUUUUUAUUAUGAUGUUACUCGUUCAACCGAAGGAGCUGUUUACCUGUAUUAUAAUACAGGUAAAGGUAUUGAUAGCAAAUAUGAUGUACGUCUUCUUGGUAAACAGGAUUCAAGGUUUGGUUGGGCAUUAGCUGAUCUUGGUGAUAUUAACAAAGAUGGGUUCAAUGAUCUAGUUGUUGGUGCACCUUAUGAUGAAGGCGGUGGAGCAAUUUACAUUUAUUUAGGUUCACCUAAUGGCAUUAAAACAAAUGCAGUUCAAGUGAUUAAAGGUGAAGAUAUUAGCCCAUUGUUACGUGAACGAGCGCCAUUGCGAACCUUUGGUUAUUCACUUUCAGGUUCUCUUGAUAUGGAUAAAAAUGGUUAUCCAGAUUUACUUGUUGGAGCCUAUGAAACUGAUGCUGUCAUUUUUCUUCGAGCUCGUCCAAUAUUAAACAUUGCCACUCGUGUUGAUAAUAUAACUCGAUUGAAUCCAAAUAAAACUACUUGCGAUGAAGAUCCAAGCUCAAAGUUUCCCUGUUUUGUUAUUCAACCUUGCUUUCAAUUGUUGAACUCACCUAAAGGAAGAAGCACUUUUCAGCUAAGAUAUGUGAUUGAAGCUGAAAGUUUUCUUGAAAAGAAACCGAUUAUACAUCGAGUCAAGUUCAAUUCAGCUGAUUCUGCAAACCCUCACAUAAUCAACAAAACCAUUCCACUUCCAAGUGAUCGUGUUGGUAACUGGGACUGUCAGCGCGAAAUCGUUUACAUUAAAGAUAAAUCUGAAAUCCAUCGAGCGAUUCAAUUUCAAUUAACUUAUUCUUUGGAUCUACCAGAAUUCAUACCUUUAGACACCAGCUCAGAACUGCCAGAUAUCGAUAGAUAUCCAAUUUUGAAUCAAGAAGAAGCUCGAAAAGUAUUCCAUGCAUCAUUCCUUAAAGAAUGCAAAAACUCUGAGCAAUGUCAAAGCAAUUUAGAUGUUACCGUCAAAUUACAACAUCCAUUGGAUACACCAUAUACACAGGAUAGAAUCUUGUAUUUAGGAUCAACUGAUGUUAAUCUGGAAUUAACUGUUCGUAAUACAAUGGAACCAGCAUAUGAUGCUAAUCUUUAUAUUUAUCAUCCAUCCAUUACUUACAUUGGAAAAGAUCAAACGUUCAUUCAAGAUCGUCAACAAAUCGAUUGUAAACCUUUCAAUAUUAGCCUUUUGGUCUGUGAAUUGGGUAAUCCAUUUAAACAAGGAGAGCUAAAAUUAAAUCUGAAAUUUGAUCCACGAGAGGUUACUGAAACGCAAAAUGAUGUCAUUAUACGAGUUUUUGUAAAUACAACGAGUCUUGAUGUGAAUCAAGCAAAUAAUGACAUAACAACUAGAUUAAAAAUUAUACGUAAAGCUGAUUUAGAAAUCAAAGGUUUUUCAUAUCCAGAAAGAGUUUGGUAUGGUGGUAAAGUUGUUGGUGAAGCUGCAAUGAAAACGUCUGAUGACAUCGGAAGUAGAAUUGAACAUUCCUAUACAAUUAUAUCAAAUGGACCUUAUCAUCCAAAGGAAUUAACUGUUGAAAUUGAUUGGCCUUAUUCACUUUCCAGUGACAAAGAAGAGGGAAAAUGGCUUCUCUACUUAAUGAAUACAAUUGUUGUACAGGGUAAAGGUCAAUGUGUACCAACAUUUGGUACAGUUAAUCCACUUAAAAUUUGGGAUUCUGAAACAGUCUCAAUAAAAAGUGACUCUUUUGUUAAAUCAAGACCAAAAAGGCAAACCAUGGUUCCAGCUAAACGUAUAAUGGAAGAUGGUAAAAGUCAAAAUGUAGUUGUUUUAGAUUGUCAAAAAAAGACGGCUCGUUGCUAUAAAUUUUUAUGUUAUCUUCAAGAUCUCCGUCCAGGAGUGCCAUCAGUAAUUGUGUUCAUAGGUAGACUUUGGAAUUCAACUUUUGUUGAAGAUUACGCUUCAGGUGUUAAUCAAGUUCAUAUUUAUUCACGAGCAAAGUUAGCAAUCGGACCUUCAAUCAGGCAAAAUCGGACAAAUGAUGAUAGUACCUUUGCAAUAACUAAAGCUUAUCCAGAUUUACCUUUACUGCCAUCACCGGUACCUCUUUGGAUAAUAAUCCUGUCUAUACUUUUAGGAAUACUGUUGCUUAUUUUGUUAAUCAUUGUCUUAUGGAAAUGUGGAUUCUUCGUGCGACGGAAACCAGGUUACAUGGCUACUCCGCUCGAUGAAAAAGAGUUGGUUGAUUAUAAUUGAUUUAAUUUUUUCGUAAAAUGUUAAGAAAAGUAUUGAUUGUUGUGCUCCUAUGCAAGCAUUUAUUGUUAUGGCAUCCGUUUACUUCCAUUUUUGUAAUGACUCAAGUUUUUCCAAUUGAAUACAAAUUUGAUCAAUAAAAGGUGUUCUAUUUGUUCAUUA
Tetranychus urticae (two-spotted spider mite) is the source of this 3722-nucleotide messenger RNA. Its product is annotated as integrin alpha-PS1-like. Gene Ontology annotation, molecular function: integrin binding. Gene Ontology annotation, cellular component: integrin complex; external side of plasma membrane. Gene Ontology annotation, biological process: cell adhesion mediated by integrin; integrin-mediated signaling pathway; cell-cell adhesion. NCBI's taxonomy places the organism in Eukaryota, Metazoa, Arthropoda, Arachnida, Trombidiformes, Tetranychidae. The record is from RefSeq and is a predicted model, not a curated record.